AUGGCGCCGAGCUCGAAAUCGGACCGGGGAGCUAGCCGGAAAUGGGGCCCCCGGGAUCAUGUCAUUCGACAGCUGGACCGUGUGAAGAUCACAGGUCAGCUCUCCCCUCGUCUGUUUCGGAAGCUUCCACCCCGCCUCUGCGUGUCUCUGCGCAACAUCGUGGAUGAGGAGUUCCUACAAAAAGGGCACAUCUUCCUGGGUUUCUCCAAGUGUGGCCGCUUUGUGUUGUCAUAUACCAGUGAUGUCCUGGACGAUGACUUCUCCUUCUACUCCUAUCACCUGUACUGGUGGCAUUUCCAGGGGCACAGCAAACUGCGUCUGGUACGGCAGGUACGGCUCUUCCAGGAUGAGGAAAUCUACAGUGACCUCUUCCUGACAGUGUGCGAGUGGCCCAGUGACAGCUCCAAGGUCAUUGUGUUUGGCUUCAACACUUCUGGCAAUGGGAUGAUAAUGAAUAUGAUGAGUGAUGAGAAUCAUCGUGAUAUUUACAUCAGCGCUGUGUCUAUACCUCCAAUGUCACCCUGUAUAGACUGCCGGGAGUCUGCGAUUGGUCAGUGUUUGUUGCACAGUUUCAUGCUGCAUACAAAGUAUCAGGUGGUCUAUCCAUUCCCCACCUUUCAGCCAGCCUUCCAGCUGAAGAAAGAUCAAGUAGUGUUGCUGAAUACAAGCUAUUCCCUGGUGGCCUGUGCCAUAACUGUACACCCAGCAGGUGACCAGGAACCCAGCCGUAUCCUCUACAGCAAACAGAGCCACCACAACACACGCCCUAACGCCUCCCCUUCCGUCAGCCCCUGUGCCUCUUCUUCAAGCAGUCAGUCCCCUCACCCACCCGACCCCAGUUCCCCCCCUCCCCCAGGAACUCCUCCCGCUGUCACCCGCGCACGUGAGUUUGUGGCCGGGAUAUUCCGGCGGGCUCGUGAGGCUUCGGGCAUAGAGCACCAGGACAAGGGAGAGAAGGCCGGGCCCAGCCGACAGAGCCCUUCUCAGCCUGCUGAACCGGACUCCCCUGUAUGGCACAGGCCUGCCGGUGAAGGCUCCACACAAAAGAACAAUCGCAGCGAGGAACCCAGCUACGUCAACUACACAAGACUGCGAUAUGUCCUGGGGGAGGUGACCGAGAGUGAUCGAGAGAGCGGGUAUGAAGAUGACAAGAUGUCUCUGCCUUUCCUGGUUACUGAUCUGAAGGGCCAGCACCUAAAGCCUCUGAAUGACAAGGCCUCUUUCCAGGGCCAGCACCUUUGUGUGGAGCAGCUGACACUGGACUUUUUGAGUACGUAAUUAACGAGGUCAUACGACAUGAUGCAUCAUGGUCCCAACAGUUCUGCUCCUUUAGUGACUAUGACAUUGUCAUCCUGGAGAUGUGUCCAGAGACCAACAAGGUAAUAAUGAACAUCGGCCUGUUACUCCUGGCUUUCCCUCCUCCUCAGGAGGACACACAGCUCAGGCCGAAGACGCAUCAUACCAGCCUGAAAGUGGCCUGGGACCUGGACACUGGUGUCUUCAGCACGCUGAGUGUAGAUGACCUCACUGAAGUCAAAGGUCAAACCAGUGGCAGUGUCUGGAGCUCGUACCGGAAGAGUUGCGUAGACACGGUUAUGAAAUGGUUGGUUCCAGAGAACAGCGUGCGAUUUGUGCAUCGUAUGACCAAUGAGGCCCUGCAUAAAGGCUGCUCGCUCAAGGUUUUGGCUGACAGCGUUCGCUACACUUGGAUCGUGCUGUAA
Molecule: messenger RNA, 1721 nt
Organism: Staurois parvus
Lineage: Eukaryota; Metazoa; Chordata; Amphibia; Anura; Ranidae
Source: the annotation of a GenBank genome assembly